Messenger RNA from Marmota flaviventris (yellow-bellied marmot), 2233 nucleotides. The record is from RefSeq and is a predicted model, not a curated record. Lineage: Eukaryota; Metazoa; Chordata; Mammalia; Rodentia; Sciuridae.
AUGGCAGGGUCUGCGGCGCCCGCGGCGGCUCUGUCGGGCCAGACGGUGUGGCUGUCGCGCUUCGCCUCGGUGCGCGGCUCCUACAGCGCCUUCUGCAAGGGGCUCACCCGCACUCUGAUCACCUUCUUCGACCUGGCCUGGCGGCUGCGCACGAACUUCCCCUACUGCUACGUGUUGGCCUCGGUGAUACUCAACGUCCGCCUGCAGGUGCGGAUUGAGUGAGCGCCAGCAGCGGUGGUGGCCGGGUCAGAGUCGCCUGCCCACCAGCGCCGAGCCUGGACACCUUGUGAAGGACAGCGGGGCCACCGGACGCUUUGGGGUGCAGAGUGGCCUGGGUCCCUGCUACUGUAGACACCCGCGUCUGGGGGACCGCUACCCGACCCUGGACCCCGUCAACACCUGGAAGAAAACUCACGCAAUGGGUCCUUUGCAUUGGGCUCGAGAAAAUUACGAGUCCAGCUGACCUGUUGCCUCACACUGGCCAAAACUGGGAAAUCAGAAAGAAGGAAUUUUACUGCAGCGAAUUCAUUUGCCAAGUCUGAGCAAAAAGGCAUUGGUCUUUAUAGGUGGUGUCCAGCCACUAUCUGGCUUGUCAAGAAUCUGAUCCCUGCCUGGAAGUGCCUCUAUUCCUGCAGCCACCUGGGGAGCAACUGAGUGAAAUGCCCAGGAGGAGGGGAAGGGCCUUCUUGGUAGAGGCCCAGCAUGGACAGAGGCCUUGAAGCUUGAAGGACUUCCUUAAGAUCUGGCAGCCUGUGGAACAGGGAAGGAGUACAGAGCUCCCAGGUACCUAGGAGGAGAGGGGUCCAGGGGUAGGAAAUCUGGGAUAUGGCUUUCCUUGGAAUGGUAUGGAAGGUCCCAGGGAAGACAAAACAGUGAGCUAAGAUGGGGCACAAGAGAGAUGGGUCUCUGAACCCUCUCUCUGUCCCUGGACUCAGGCUCCAUCCCCAGGAUCACACAGGAGAAUCUCAUCCAGAUGACCUGGGAUUGACUCUGGAGAUCCCAGGCAUGCUGCUAUUUGGGAUCCCAAAAUAGCCAGAAGCUACCCAAGAGGAGUCCUCACCACCCAUGCCUAUUCCCUCAGCUCCUCUGGCACUGGUAGCUCAAGUCCCAUGUACUGAGUUCCUGGGACCAAAACCUACAGAAGCCUGGCCAGUCCCAGGGACAGAGUGGCCCAGCCUCCUACUGCUGCCCUUCUCAGCUCCUCACUGGAUCUGGGGUCUCCAAUGAAGAUCUCAGUUUGCUCCACCCCAAGGAUGGAGGCUUUAAUAUGGCUGCCAUGUGUCCCUGUGGUUUCCCAAAGUCUAGGCCUGGUAGCUUCCUUCCUUGUGCCAAGUCCCUCUGGAGCCCUUCAUCCUGCUGACCCUUCUCAUCUUGUCUACUCAGGACCACUUCUGGAGACCUGUCAGCCUCUGACCUCAUCCACAGGUCUCUGGGCCACCUCUAUGGGACAAGAGACACAGGGUAGAAGAAGAAAGCAGGAGCCAAGGGGCCUCCUUGGGUCAGCUACCCAGUUUGGGCCCUUUCAGAUCCUGGUCCCACCCUCUGGGUGACAGGAUCCCCAGCUCCAGCCUCUUCCGCAGUCAGCCAGGAAGGAAGGAGGAUGGCCCCUCACUCCUCACUGAGUGUGUGUGCAUGUUUGAGUACGCAUGUGUGUGUGAGUUUGCCAGCAAGCUUGUGGGGGUGUGAUGGAAGGGAUGGAGCUGUUGAGUAUGAGGAGCUGCUCUGGCUGCCCAGCCCUCUCUGCAAAGGGCUCCACUUGGGGCCUAGGAGCCCUUUUCUAUAGGGAGAAAAGUAAGUGGAGCCUCAGGGCCACCCUCAGACCUCCACUCCAGGGAAACCCAACCCUGCCCAGCACCCUGGCUUGGUCUUUUGCCGCCUCUGCCAAAAGGGAUUGGCCCCAGGCCCCACCCAGCCUUGUGUUCCUCCGCUGUUGGGGCCUUGACCCUGAGUGAGCUUCUGCUUUCCUGCCUCCCCUCUUGCCCGCUUUCUCUCCCUCAAGGGCCCUUGCUGCGUGAUGGGGUCUCCAUGCACUUUAUUUAUUUGCAGUCUGUGUUCCAGGUGGCGGAGCUUCUACAUAUUCAGAGACCCAGCCUGGAUGACCUUACAUUUCUGUGUGAUGAUCUCUGCGCUGGCCAGCACAGUCUGGUCAGGGAUAUGUUCUUGUUUCUGAUAUUGUCACAUGUUGUUGUCCCCCUAUGUUAAAAAGAAAGUCCUUGAGUUCAGAACACUACAA